Molecule: messenger RNA, 1002 nt
Organism: Talaromyces proteolyticus
Lineage: Eukaryota; Fungi; Ascomycota; Eurotiomycetes; Eurotiales; Trichocomaceae
Product: Tim17/Tim22/Tim23/Pmp24 family-domain-containing protein
Exons: 2
Coding region: 1-618 (205 amino acids)
Biological process (GO): protein import into mitochondrial matrix
Cellular component (GO): mitochondrial inner membrane; TIM23 mitochondrial import inner membrane translocase complex
Molecular function (GO): transmembrane protein transporter activity
Source: RefSeq, a predicted model, not a curated record
AUGCCGAUCUGGGAUUCUUUCGGUGGUCGCAAAUCGACGACUGAAGGUGGUUUCGAUCCGACCUCUGCCCAAGAUGUCUCGUCAUUUCUUACGGAGAACACAUUUCCCGACCCAUCCCAGCUUCAUCCGCUGGCAGGCUUGAACCAGGACGCCCUUGAUUACCUUACUUUGGAAGACUCGACUCUUGAUCAGCUGCCGGGAUCGCGCUCGGCUCUUCCAUCCCGAGGCUGGUCGGACGACCUUUGCUACGGAACAGGUACCACAUAUCUUGCAGGUUUGACGAUAGGAGGAGCAUGGGGCCUGGCUGAGGGCCUGACGCGGACGCCUGUUACUGCCUCCCCAAAGCUGCGUCUGAACGGCGUGUUGAACUCAAUUACUCGACGAGGCCCCUUCCUAGGAAACUCUGCUGGCGUUCUUGCCAUGGUUUACAACGGUGUUAACUCAAUGGUUGGAUAUACUCGCGGAAAGCAUGACGCGGCAAACAGUAUUGUCGCGGGCGCUUUGAGCGGAAUGCUUUUUAAGAGCACUCGUGGCACUCGGCCCAUGCUUAUCUCUGGUGGAAUAGUGGCUGGCAUCGCGGGAGCCUGGGCUGUCACCCGCAAGGCUCUUUUUUCCUGAACGCAUAUCGCCCAAGACCCCUUUUCUCCACUAUAUUUGACCGUCUUUUAUCGCUUGGCGACAUCAACGACAAAACUUCGCCCUUAUAGCUUUAUUUAUUGUGACGCAUGAAUAGUUGCGCGCGAUCUUUCUGCGCAUUGUAUCACCAAAAUUCCGAUUAUUUCAGACCUAUCUCCUCACUCCGGCGUCAGGGCAUUGGUACUCGCAUUUUCUGACGGGUUUGGGACCGGGCAUGAUCAUGGAUCUCUUCGACCUUGUAUUGUAUAUAUAUAGAGGGUUCUGUCUCGUUUACAUUUCUUCCAGCGGUUAUUUGUGUUAGCAUUGGCGAUGAUCACAUGGCUAUUCUAGAUAAUACGUGUUACAAUGGCACAUAUUUAAGACUUA